This is a messenger RNA of Delphinapterus leucas (beluga whale), 2081 nucleotides long. Lineage: Eukaryota; Metazoa; Chordata; Mammalia; Artiodactyla; Monodontidae. The record is from RefSeq and is a predicted model, not a curated record.
GCGGUAUGUGGGCCGUGCGAGCCGCUGUCCGCCCGGGGUUCUGGCUCUUUCGCGUGGCUCGCGACUGCGGGGCUCCGAGGGCCGCGCCGCCGCUGUCGCCCUGCCCCGAGCGCGCGCUCGCCGCCUUCCGAGGGGGCCUGGGGUGCCCGGAGGGGCGAGGGGGGGGGGGGCGGGGCCCAGGUGCAGAUGGCCGGAGAAGUCGGACUGGAGGAAAGGAGGGUGAGGAGGAACCAGAAGCUGCGGAGGAGGAGGAAGAGGAGGAGGAGCUGCUGAGGAGGGACCCUUUGCUGCCGGCGGGGACCCAGCGCGUGUGCUUGGUUCACCCUGACGUCAAGUGGGGGCCCGGGAAGCCGCCGGGUACCCGAGCUGAGUGGCAGGUGGUGGAGGCACAGGCGCUGGUGCACACGCUGGAUGGCUGGUCGGUGGUGGACACGGUGGUGGUGCCCACCAAAACGCCAGACAGGAAGCUCGUCUUUGGCAGAGGGACCUUGGAGCGCCUGACAGAGAAAAUCAGAGGGUCCCUGGAAAUCACCGCCGUCUUCCUGAAUGUGGAGAGGAUGGCUGCACCCACCAAGAAAGAACUGGAAGCCGCGUGGGGUGUGCAGGUGUUCGACCGAUUCACGGUGGUUCUUCAUAUUUUCCGCUGCAACGCCCGCACCAAGGAGGCCCGGCUGCAGGUGGCGCUGGCCGAGCUCCCCCUGCUCAGAUGCGCACUCCCCACCCAGGGCUCUGUCCCAGCCUCCCACGGGCACAUGCUUCCGUCUCCUGAGCCGACCCAUUUCCACGCCAGGUCCCACCUGAAAAACAACGUUACCCACCUGGGCGGACGAGGACGGGACUCUCGCCACAUCAUGGGGUCAGGAGAGUCUUUCAUGCAGGUGCAAGAGCGCCUCCUGAAAGAUAAAGAAGCGAAGAUUCGAAAGGCCCUGGACAGACUCCGCCGGAAGAGGCUUCUCCUGGGGCAGCAGCGGAGGCGGCGGGAGUUCCCUGUGGUCUCCGUGGUUGGAUACACGAACUGCGGAAAGACCACCUUGAUCAAGGCCCUGACAGGGGACGCCGCCAUCCAGCCCCGGGACCAGCUGUUUGCCACGCUGGACGUCACAGCCCACGCGGGGUGGCUGCCCUCCCGGCUGACUGUCAUCUACAUGGACACCAUUGGCUUCCUCUCCCAGCUGCCCCACAGCCUGGUCGAGUCCUUCUCGGCCACCCUGGAGGACGUGGGCCAUUCGGAUCUGAUCGUCCACGUGCGAGACGUGAGCCACCCUGAGACAGAGCUGCAGAAGGCCAGCGUCCUGUCGGCCCUGCGGACCCUGCAGCUGCCGCGCCCGCUGCUGGACUGCAUGGUGGAAGUGCCCAACAAGGUGGACCUGGUACCCGGGUACAUACCCACCGAACCCGGCGCGGUGGCCGUGUCUGCGCUCCUGGGGCUCGGGCUGGAGGAGCUGAAAGCCAGGCUGGAGGAAGCAGUUCUGAGAGCCACGGGCAGACGGGUCCUCACGCUGCGAGUGGGGCUGGCGGGGCCGCAGCUGAGCUGGCUGCAUCAGGAGGCCGCGGUGCAGGCGGUGGACGUGAGGCCUGAGGCCGGGGUGGCCGACGUCAAGGUCAUCAUAAGCGACUCAGCUUACGGCAGGUUCAGGAAGCUCUUUCCAGGUUGAAAGGAAGCCCAAGGGUGGGGAUGCUCCCCGAGGACUGAGGGGGGGGCUCCCCGGGGACCGGGGGGCUGCAACGUUCCCGCCUCAGAGAGAAGCGGGCUCCUAGCGUGGGCCCUACACCCCCGUGAGCGUGGCGGGAGGGCUGGUGGGACUGGGAGCUGGCGUGGAUGGUGGCGCUCCGAGUGGUUCUGAUUGACCGUUGGGCGUCUGGAGAGCUGACGUCCCGUCCAGGGUGCUUGAGCCGUGAGACAGUAAAAGCUUUGCGUGUGUUCGUGAACCAGCCUUUCUGGUUCUUCCGUGCCGGCCGCCCGGCAGAAGGCCUGCGAACGCUGGCCGUGAAGGAGGCAGGUCCGGCUUCCCCGUCCGCUCUGCGUCCACAUGUUCACGGCUGCCAGUCCUCGCCCUUCCCCACGGUAGCGUCAGGGUUAU